AUGCAAGAAAUCAAAGACUACAUCCUCACAUACAGAGGAGAAGUCGUCGAAAACCGCCACCAAGUCCACGCCGCAGUCACCGAUGCCACCGGCAAGCUCUUAUACGCCGUGGGCGAUCCCACACGCAUAACCUUAGCCCGAUCAGCCGCCAAACCAGCGCAAGCGCUUGCGGUCCUCGAGACCGGCGGGUUUGAGCAAUGCGGCUUCACCGACGCAGACCUGGCGUUGAUAUGUGCCUCGCAUAAUAGCGAAGAGAAACACAUCUCUAGGGCCCGUGCAAUGCUAGCCAAGGUCCCUGUCACCGAGACUAAUCUGUGUUGUGGCGGACACGCUGCGCUGUCGGAGACGGUCAAUAGGGAUUGGAUCAAGCGGGAUUUUACACCUACAGGCGUCUGUAACAACUGCUCAGGAAAGCAUGCGGGUAUGCUGGCUGGCGCCAAGGCGAUUGGUGCUGAUUUGGAGGGUUAUCAUCUUCCGACUCAUCCGAUGCAGGUGCGGGUGAAGCGUGUCGUGGAGGAACUGUGUGGGUUGUAUGAGGAUGAUGUGAAAUGGAGUGUUGAUGGAUGUAACCUCCCUGCGCCUGCCUUUCCUCUGCAACAUAUGGCCAAGAUAUAUGCUACGAUUGCGGCAGCGGCAGACGAGACCGCGCGAAACCAUCAUGCUUCCAAGAGAACAAAAGCUUUGGGGCGGAUCUUCCGGGCGAUGGCAGAUCAUCCAGACCUGGUCGGCGGAGAAGGUCGAUUCUGCACUGUGCUUAUGGAAGCAUUUCAAGGUGGCCUCAUCGGCAAGCUCGGAGCAGAUGGUUGUUAUGGUAUAGGGGUAUGCGCUUCAGAACGAACUGAUCAGCUCGGGGCGGACGGUGCGAUUGGAAUCGCAGUCAAGAUUGAAGACGGUAAUAUUGGAAUCCUCUACUCAGCUGUGGCUGAAAUACUCGAGCAGCUUCACAUAGGGAUGGUUGAAGCGCGUCAUAAGCUUGCAAGCUUUCACGGUCCCCAGAUGUUCAACACUGCUGGUGCGGUCACGGGCAGAACAUCCAUUUCAUUCAGGGUUAGGGCCAUGUGA
Molecule: messenger RNA, 1062 nt
Organism: Aspergillus melleus
Lineage: Eukaryota; Fungi; Ascomycota; Eurotiomycetes; Eurotiales; Aspergillaceae
Product: asparaginase
Exons: 1
Coding region: 1-1062 (353 amino acids)
Source: RefSeq, a predicted model, not a curated record